This is a messenger RNA of Manis javanica (Malayan pangolin), 1735 nucleotides long. The record is from RefSeq and is a predicted model, not a curated record. NCBI's taxonomy places the organism in Eukaryota, Metazoa, Chordata, Mammalia, Pholidota, Manidae.
CCGACUCCUCCGGCUUCCGGUGCCGCGGCCGCAGCCGCCCGGGUCCGCGCGGAGUUGCCGUCCGUCUUGAGCCGCUGCGCCGGCCGCCGAGAUGCCGCUGGAGAACUUGGAGGAGGAGGGUCUGCCGAAGAACCCCGACCUGCGCAUAGCGCAGCUGCGCUUUCUGCUCAGCCUGCCGGAGCACCGCGGGAACGCGGCCGUGCGCGACGAGCUGAUGGCGGCCGUCCGCGAUAAUAGUGAGGCCCGCCGAGCGCCGAGUCAGCGGCCUAGGCCCGGGCCGGCCCCGCGCCCCGGAGCCUACGGGCGCCCCCCGACGGGCUCCGGGCCUGACGGGGUCCCCGGGACCAAGCCUGCCUCCCAGCCCGCCGGGGCCUCCGUGGGCCGGGGGUGCCCUCGGGGACGCCAGCCGCCCCCUGAGGGCGGCUUGGGGCAGAACCCUCCGGGGCUUAGGUCGGUGCAGGUUCCGGAGAAGGGUUCGCGGCCUCCUGUAGCGGCGGCCGCCUGGGCUGGGGUGGGAGAGUCAAGCUUUCCGCGCGAGGAGCAGUUCGAGGUUGGGCCCUGUAGCCCUCCCUGGCAGCCCGUGGCACUGGGGUGUAUACGCUUGAGCAGAACCUGUCUGGGUUUGCGUGUUUGGUCCGGCUUACCCUUUCCCUUGUUGCAAGACCUGAGGAUCAGAGCCCGUUUGGAUAGGAGGCUGGUGGGUCUUCUACAGUGUGUGCGUGACCCUGACUUUAGGAUCCGAGGACCCCUGCCCAUAAGUCACAUCUCUCUCUCUCUCUCUCUCUACAUGAUGGCAAAGGCCGAGUAUCUCUGCCGGAUAGGUGACAAGGAGGGCGCUCUGACAGCCUUUCGCAAGACGUACGACAAAACCGUGGCCCUGGGCCACCGACUGGAUAUUGUGUUCUAUCUCCUUAGGAUUGGCUUGUUUUAUAUGGAUAACGAUCUCAUCACACGAAACACCGAAAAGGCCAAAAGCUUAAUAGAAGAAGGAGGAGAUUGGGACAGGAGAAACCGCCUGAAAGUGUAUCAGGGUCUCUAUUGUGUGGCUAUCCGUGAUUUCAAACAGGCAGCUGAGCUCUUUCUGGACACAGUUUCAACAUUUACUUCCUAUGAACUCAUGGAUUAUAAAACCUUUGUGACUUAUACUGUCUAUGUCAGCAUGAUUGCCUUAGAGAGACCAGAUCUGAGGGAAAAGGUUAUUAAAGGAGCAGAGAUCCUGGAAGUGUUGCACAGUCUUCCAGCAGUUCGGCAGUACCUGUUUUCACUCUAUGAGUGUCGUUACUCGGUUUUCUUCCAAUCAUUAGCUGUUGUGGAACAGGAAAUGAAAAAGGACUGGCUCUUCGCUCCUCAUUACCGGUACUAUGUGAGAGAGAUGAGAAUCCAUGCCUACAGCCAGCUGCUGGAGUCAUACAGGUCACUAACACUUGGCUAUAUGGCAGAAGCCUUUGGUGUUGGUGUGGAAUUCAUUGAUCAGGAACUCUCCAGAUUUAUUGCUGCUGGGAGACUACACUGCAAAAUAGAUAAAGUAAAUGAAAUAGUGGAAACUAACAGACCUGAUAGCAAGAACUGGCAGUACCAAGAAACCAUCAAGAAAGGAGAUCUGCUACUCAACAGAGUUCAGAAACUUUCCAGGGUAAUUAAUAUGUAAAACCACAUGCACUUCAGAGACAGAUGGAGAUUGACAGCUUUCUUUACUAUGUUCCAUUUUAAAAAUAAAGAGUGUCUUGUUUCUUCA